AUGAGCGAACUAGCAACCGGAACUCGUCCGAAGGACAUGGACAAGUCGGUCUCGAUUCAAUGCCCUCAACUCACCUCUACAAACUAUACAGUUUGGUCUAUGAAGAUGAAGGUGAUAUUGCGAAUUCAAAAGGUUUGGAAGACUAUUGAACCAGGUUCAACAGAUAGAGAUAAGAAUGAUGUAGCUACAACCUUGCUGUUCCAAUCGAUCCCAGAAUCUCUUAUUCUACAAGUUGGUGAUCUAGCUACACCUAAAGAUAUUUGGGAUUCGAUUAAAUCUAGAAACAUGGGAGCUGACCGUGUUAAGGAAGCUCGAAUACAGACUUUAAUGUCUGAUUUCGAGAAACUACGAAUGGCUGACUCAGAUAGAUUUGAUGUUUUUGCUGGAAAGCUAUCUGAAAUCGCAACACAGGCAACAUCACUCGGACAAACUAUUGAUGAACCCAGGAUGGUAAAGAAAAUGCUAAACAGUGUGCCUAGGAACAAGUUUAUCCAUCUUGUUGCCUCUCUAGAACAAGUAUUGGAUCUCAAUACUACAAGCUUCCAAGAUAUAGUUGGAAGACUCAAAGCCUUUGAGGAGAGAAUACAAGGAGAAGAUAAACAAGAAGACACACAAGGAAAGCUUCUGUUUACUGGUUCCGAUUAUCAAACACAGACAAACUAUACUCAGAGUUUUAACAACUUUCGAGGCAGAGGUCGUGGUCGUGGUUGCAGGGGCUACAGAGGACGCGGCAGAGGAAGAUACAAUGGACAGGAUCAAACCGAGUUUCACACAAAUCAAAAUCAGACUCAGGAAAAGAAAGAGAAGGUUAUAACCUACAAACUUAUGCCUAAGAACUACAACAAAGAAGAGGGCAUGUGGAACAUAAGAGGUAAAGUCAAGUUUGGAGAUGGUUCGUGUGUAGAGAUUGUUGGCAAAGGUUCGAUACUGUUUGAGAGCAAGAAUGGAGAACAGAUUCUUGUGUUUGAUAUCUAUUAUAUUCCUGAUCUCAAGAGUAAUAUACUAAGCUUUGGACAAGCAACAGAGGUAGGUUGUGAUGUCCGGAAGAGACGUGAUUACCUUAUGGUUCAUGAUCCAAGAGAGAGACUUUUGGAAGACCGACUUCGUUGCUAUCACGUCUUGAUGACAACACCUGGAAGUGGCACGCUAGGCUUGGACACAUCAGUUUCAAAACGAUCAAAGCAAUACUCGACAGGUGUUCCCAAAAACUGCCCUGUUUCAAGCACUAAACCAUUGGAGCUGCUUCAUGCGGACAUGUGUGGUCCCAUAUCUCCAGCAACACUCGCAAAUAACAGGUACAUAUUUGUGAUUAUUGAUGAUUUUUCAAGAUACAUGUGGUCCAUCUUGAUAAAGGAGAAGAGUGAAGCUUUUGGAAGCUUCAAAGGGUUCAAAAGUGUUGUAGAAAAGGAUAUUGGCAGUGUUAUCAAGACUCUUAGGACUGAUAGAGGUGGAGAGUUCACUUCAAGAGAGUUUAAUGAGUUUUGUGAAUUUGUUGGGAUCACAAGACAUCUAACAGCUCCUUAUACUCCUCAACAAAAUGGAGUUGUUGAGAGAAGGAACAGAACUCUAAUGGAGAUGACAAGAAGUCUCCUUAAAGGAAUGGAAGUUCCAAAUUAUUAA
This is a messenger RNA of Camelina sativa (false flax), 1620 nucleotides long. Lineage: Eukaryota; Viridiplantae; Streptophyta; Magnoliopsida; Brassicales; Brassicaceae. The record is from RefSeq and is a predicted model, not a curated record.